AUGACAUACUCACCUCAACCAAGAUUCCAAGGCCCUCCGAGGAAGUUCGACCCUUUGCCCACUUCUAAAAGCGAGAUACUGAAGCAUCUAUUAAACAAGCAGUUAGUGGAACUCAGGCCUAUGCCACCUCCGAUUCCCGGAAAGACUAUGCCCAAUUUCAAAGCUAAUGAGAGGUGUGAAUUUCACGCCAAUUCUCCGGGGCAUACAUUGGAUAAAUGUUGGGCCUUUAGGCACAAGGUUCAGGACCUGAUAGAGUCAGGAGCAAUUGCUUUUGACAAACCUAAUGUGAAGACAAACCCUAUGCCCCGUCAUGAUGGCACAGUCAAUGCAAUAGAGGUAGUCACCGAGCAAGAGUUUGUUCAACAGCGGAGCUCCCCCAUAGAUGCCCUUAAGAGGUAUCUACUUGCAAAGGGGUUCGUCCUCGAACAUAACGAAGCCUUUAAGACAACCUUGCAAAGACUCGUGAAUCAAGGGGUAGUUCAGUUUAAAGAAUAUCCUGAGGAAGAGUAUGUGGCCAUGCUGGACAGGAAUGAACCGUUAAUGAUACCAAGACAAGGGGCAAGGAAGACGUUGAUCAUCCCUUGCGCCAAAGCCACACUGCUGAUACCCGCACAAGUACACACUAGGAUUAUCCCAGUCAGGGAUCCAUAUCCUGUGGACAAGAUGAAAGCAGUUCCAUGGGAAUAUGAGUCUAAUGCUAGUACCGAUGUGACAAACAUCGUCGGGCCUGGGGGUAUGACUCGUAGCGGUCGCAUAUUCAAUACUGCUAAAUCAAAAGAGAAUUUAGCACAAGCAAAUGAUCAAGCUACUGUGGCCCCUACUGAAAGAAGCACACCCAUAGACACGGAGAUCACUAACAAAGAUGCCGAAGAAUUCUUGGCAUUAAUCAAGAAAAGUGAUUAUAAGGUAGUGGAUCAGUUACACCAAACUCCAUCCAGGAUAUCACUCCUCUCGCUGUUAAUCCAUUCAGAAAAACAUCGAGACACCCUGAUGAAGAUCUUGAGUGCUGCCCAUGUAACCAAAGACAUCACUGUAAAUCAAUUUGAUGGAAUGGUGGCUAAUAUUACUGCUGGGGCAUGCUUAAGCUUCAGUGAACACGAGUUGCCCUCACAAGGGAAAGAGCAUAACAAAGCCCUGCAUAUCUCCAUACAAUGUGGGAAAGUUCAUCUGUCUAGAGUGCUGAUCGACACGGGAUCGUCAUUAAAUGUGAUGCCAAAGGCCACCUUAGACAAGAUAGAUUUGGAAGGACUGGUAAUAAGACCAAGCCGUCUGGUGGUCAAAGCCUUUGAUGGGUCGUAA
Vicia villosa (hairy vetch) is the source of this 1299-nucleotide messenger RNA. RefSeq lists its product as uncharacterized. The coding region runs from base 1 to 1299 and encodes 432 amino acids. The record is from RefSeq and is a predicted model, not a curated record. Gene Ontology annotation, molecular function: aspartic-type endopeptidase activity; protein binding. The transcript has a single exon. Gene Ontology annotation, biological process: proteolysis. Lineage: Eukaryota; Viridiplantae; Streptophyta; Magnoliopsida; Fabales; Fabaceae.